This is a messenger RNA of Penicillium brevicompactum, 816 nucleotides long. Its product is annotated as class I SAM-dependent methyltransferase. Lineage: Eukaryota; Fungi; Ascomycota; Eurotiomycetes; Eurotiales; Aspergillaceae. The transcript has 2 exons. The record is from RefSeq and is a predicted model, not a curated record.
CUGUAUACUGACAUUGAGAUCCAGGCAUACGCUGCGUCUGCAUCUUUCGUAUACUCCGCGAAGAUUACCGGGAAGCUCUUGGCCUCACUCAACCCUAAGCCAACCGACAAAGUUCUAGAUGUGGGCUGCGGUGAUGGCAAAUUCACAUCAAACUACCUCCCGGCCAUUGGUUCCGUGUUGGGUAUUGACUCGUCAGGAUCGAUGAUUGAAUCUGCCAACAAAGACUACGCAAGCCCCAAGGCCAGCUUCCGCGUUGUAGACUGCCGAUACCUGGAGAAAGAAACGUCCAUUGUGGAUGGGUCGUGGGAUAAAGUAAUCUCCAAUGCAGCACUCCACUGGAUCCUACGGGAUGAAAACACACGAAUGUCGACACUUCGUGCAAUCCAUGGUUGCUUGAAGCCGGGUGGAACGUAUGUGUUCGAGAUGGGUGGGCAUGGCAAUGUUGCAGAGGUCAAGGCAGCUCUACUGUUUGCACUUGUUCAGGAAGGCAUCUCGAUCGAAAAAGCCCGAGAAACGAGCCCUUGGUUUUUCCCAUCGGAUACCUGGAUGCGAAACGCUUUGGAAGAAGUUGGAUUCCAAGUGGAGAAUGCUGAGCUCGAGUAUCGCCCAACAAAACUCACAAGUGAUGCCAAGGGCGGGUUGGAAGGUUGGGUGAGGCUUAUGGGUGCUCAGUUCCUCGAAGCUCUGCCAGAGGAAAAACAAGAUACUGUCGUCAAGCAGAUUUGUGAUGUCCUUCAGACUGUGGUGACCCGCGUCGAGGAUGGAAGUCAGUGGUUGGGCUAUGUACGCCUCAGAGGAAUUGCGAAGAAAAUUUAA